Messenger RNA from Oncorhynchus mykiss (rainbow trout), 7084 nucleotides. Its product is annotated as small G protein signaling modulator 1. The record is from RefSeq and is a predicted model, not a curated record. Gene Ontology annotation, molecular function: GTPase activator activity. NCBI's taxonomy places the organism in Eukaryota, Metazoa, Chordata, Actinopteri, Salmoniformes, Salmonidae. Gene Ontology annotation, biological process: activation of GTPase activity.
GAGGGCGCGCGCGCUUGUACCUGCCUUCGUGUGUAGCUUACCUGCGUGCUUCCUUGCAUCCUUUAUCAAUCAUAGACUGUAAAUACAGGCCAUAUCAUCAAGAUUGACUGUGUAUUGCACCGUGUGGCGUGUGUUGCUUUAAAGGGGGCGUUCGGCCGCAUAUUCACAAUCGGCCAGAGUGUAAACUGAAGAGAGGCUCAUUUGAAGCAAAUAGCUGUCUUUGUGCAAUUGAAUCAACAGCAACAGUGGGGCGCAAUGGGAGAGGCCGAGACGCGCCAUAAAUUGCUGCGCAAUGUGAAGAAAGAGGUGAAACAGAUCAUGGAAGAGGCAGUGACUCGGAAGUUUGUGCAUGCAGACAGCAGCCAUAUAAUAUCCUUCUGUGCUGUAGUGGAGGCAUGUGUGCUCCAUGGGCUGAAGAGGCGAGCAGCGGGCCUCCUGUGCAGUAAUAAGGUAGCAGCACUCUUCAUGAAGGUGGGGAAGAGCUUCACCCCGGUGGAGGAACUGUGUCAAAAGGUCCAAGAACUAGAGCAGCUCAUCGAGACCAACAGACAGGCUCAACUAAAUAAUGUCAGUGUUCCGAAACAACCCAGGGUGACCAACCUCCCCCCCCAGGGCUUGAGGAACCUGUGGAUCCGCACUGCUCUCAUGGAGAAGCUGCUGGACAAGAUUGUCAUGUACCUAGUGGAGAACAGCAGUACUUUCUAUGACAGGGAGGCCAUUCUAAUGGAUGCUGUGGAUGGACCAAUCCUUGCCUCUCUGUUAGUCGGCCCCUGUGCUCUGGAGUACACUAAGGUGAAGACAGCCGACCACUUCUGGACAGACCCAUCUGCUGAUGAGCUAGUCCAGAGACACCGCAUCCACAGUGGCCACUGUCGCCAGGACUCCCCCUCCAGGCGACCUGCCCUGAUCCAGAAGAGGCAGUCCAGUGGCAGUAUGGAGGACCGGCCCAUCCUGUGGGCUAGGGACUAUGUUGAGUCCCUCCAUCAGAACAACAGGGCUACACUGCUGUUUGGCAAGAACAACGUCCUGGUGCAGCCGAGGGAUGACAUGGAGGCUAUUCCAGGGUACCUGUCUCUCCACCAGACUGCAGAUCUCAUGACCCUGAAAUGGACGCCCAACCAGCUCAUGAAUGGCACUGUGGCAGAUGAUACUGAAAAAAGUGUUUACUGGGACUUUGCCAUGACUAUUCGCCUGGCGGAGAUUGUUUAUCUGCACUGCCAUCAGCAAGUGGACAGUGGUGGGACAGUGGUUCUGGUGAGUCAGGAUGGGAUCCAGAGGCCUCCACUGCGGUUCCCCCGGGGAGGACACCUGCUCCAGUUCCUGACCUGCCUGGAGACGGGCUUGCUGCCACACGGACAACUGGAUCCCCCGCUCUGGUCCCAGAGGGGAAAGGGAAAGGUUUUCCCUAAAUUGCGGAAGAGGAGUCCGCAGGGCUCUGUGGAGUCUGUGUCGGAUAAAGAAGAGGACGAGGCCACUGACUAUGUCUUUCGGAUCCUGCUUCCUGGUACUCCGUCAGACUUUGUGGCUCCAGAGCUGAUGGACCAGGCGUUGAACAUGUGGCACCCCACACCCAGGAAGUCCUCCUGUUUCUCCUGCGCUCUCAACGGAUCCCGUGUUGGCUCACUACCCAACGGCUGCAACCAGGACAGGGCUCCCCUGAAACUCCUCUGUGACACCAUGAAGUACCAGAUCAUUUCCCGUGCUUUCUAUGGUUGGCUUGCCUACUGCCGUCACCUGUCCACUGUUCGUAUCCACCUCUCUGCCCUGGUCAACCCCACCAUCGUCGACCCUAACGUGCCUCAUGAUGCCCAGGAAGGACUCACUGUGGAUGUCUGGAGCAGCUUCCUCCAGGACCGCUCUGCAUAUGAUGAGCAUGAGCUUCUGCGUCUGGUGUACUAUGGUGGUGUGGCUCCUACAAUACGCAAGGAGGUCUGGCCAUUCCUGCUGGGACACUACCACUUCGAUAUGACCCAGAAAUGUAGGAUGGAGGUGGAUGAGCAGGUGCGGGCCUGCUAUGAGCAGACUAUGAAAGAGUGGCUGGGCUGUGAGGCCAUCGUAAAGCAGAAAGAGGGGGAGAAGCAUGCUGAAGCCAUAGCCAAGUGCAACUCUGUGGCCAGUGUGGACAGACCAGGACCAGUGCAGAGAGACUCCACCAUCAGCACUGAUUCCUCACAGAGCAUUGGUUCAGACAAACAGAUUGCCCACUCACAGAGUGACUCCAGAAGUAACACACAGGCAUUUUGGUUUGUCGAGGAAGUGGAACUGAUUGAAUCUGAGACUAAGCGAGAGAAAAGCAAAGAGCGGUCCAAAACCCCACUGAAAGACCUCAGAGAUGUAGCCAUCCCAAAUGGUACCUCAGACUCUGGGGACCCAUCCUUCUACAGCUUGUCUGUUGACUCAGGUCUUCCAGAACAGCCUCAAAGCACAAACAACAGCAACAGUCCUGUAUCUGACUCACCAGUCAGACCAGCAGCCACUCAGCCAUCACCAGAGCCAUCAGCGGUCCAAGGAGCUGCAACUAGCCUAGUGGCCAAGGCUGAGCCACCCCCAAUAGAGAGUUCUUUCACUGUCUUGGGAACUGAAGUUGGAUCUGAAGACCUAAAGCUGCCGAUAAGAGUUGACGACAAGGCUGCAUCAGCCGGAGAGUUCAAGGCCCCAGAGCGUGAAGUGGUUGAAAGCUCUAGAUUGGUAGAAAUCGUGAAAACCUCAGAGAAAGUUGAAGAGGGUUCUGACAAAAAAUAUGCAAAGUCCUUAGGAAAUGUUGAAAUGGAAGAAAACAACGUUAUAGCAGAUGGGUUGUCUGAAGUUUCCACCACAGAAGACACAAAGCUCCUUGUGAGAGCAGUGUUUGCAACUGAGAAUACUGAUAUUCUGAAACUAGAAAUGGAGGUUUCUAAUGUAUAUAUUCCAGCUCCGCCACUAGGCGAGGCCACAUUUACUAAAACACAAGAGAACAAAGCCCCAGCGACAGAGCCCUUCUGUUCCAGAGAGCCAUCUGUAACAGAAGGAAAUAAAGAUUCAACAACGAUAAGGGAGGCUGGUAUUGCUGAAAAAGAGGACACAACCACCUCUGAAAUGGAAGAAAUCACAGAAUCUGAAUUUCAAAAAACGCAAACCCCUCCAACCAGCAAGGCUUGUGUUUGUGAGAAAGACAUGGAUAGUACUAAAGAAAAGGUUGCAGAUGUAUUUGUAACCAAACCAUUAGACUCUGUGGAGGCCAAUUUCCCUGAGAAUUACAAUAACAAAGCUGCAGAAAUGACAGCUGCCAUAGAUUCAGAGAAACAUGCACCUGCAUUGCCAGUACUGAAUCCACCCCUGCCUGAGGCCAGGGCCAGUGUUACAGUGACAUCCCACUCUAGGCGAUCUCCUGAUACACUAGAUUCUGAUGACUCGCCCUCCGCCUUAGAGAUGGAGGAUAUUCCCACGGCCUGGGCUAGACCUUUGUCUGGCCUGAUGGCUCCCCCAGCUGCCCCCUUGGCCCUGGGGAGAGUUGGCUCAGGGGAGCCUGUCCUGGAUGCACCCUCCAACACCAGUCCUGAUGGAACAGAGCUAGCCCUGUCUGAGGAGGAGCCUGAGAUGGAAAGUCUCUACACUCAGUCUGACUCUGUGGUUGAGACAGAGGAACUCAAACCUGAUGUCUCACCAGUGGCAGUGUCCCCAGCAGGGACUACCUAUUCUCAAGAGCAGCUGGAUUUGUACUUGCUCAACCUGCAUCGCAUUGAUAAGGACGUGAGGCGCUGUGACAGAUCCUACUGGUACUUUACUCCUGCUAACCUGGAGAAACUACGCAACAUAAUGUGCAGUUAUGUAUGGCAGCAUCUGGAGAUUGGCUAUGUCCAGGGCAUGUGUGAUCUGCUGGCUCCUUUACUGGUCAUUCUGGAUGACGAGGUCAUAGCGUUCAGCUGCUUCUCUGAGUUGAUGAAAAGGAUGAAUCACAACUUCCCCCAUGGAGGGGCCAUGGACUCACACUUUGCCAACAUGCGCUCCCUCAUCCAGAUCCUUGAUGCAGAGCUCUUUGAAGUGAUGCAGAUGAAUGGAGACUACACUCACUUCUACUUCUGCUACCGCUGGUUCCUGCUAGACUUCAAACGAGAGAUGGUGUAUGAUGAUGUGUUCUCCGUGUGGGAGACCAUCUGGGCGGCCACGUAUACCUCCUCCACUCAUUUUGUCCUCUUCAUCGCUCUGGCACUGGUGGAGAUGUACCGAGACAUCAUCCUGGAGAACAACAUGGACUUCACUGACAUCAUCAAGUUCUUCAACGAAAUGGCCGAACAUCACAACGUCCCGCAGGUCCUAACGAUGGCUCGAGACUUGGUCCUCAAAGUGCAGACUCUCAUAGAAAACAAGUAAUCCACCAUGUGUCUGUUCCUUUCCCUUUCACUCAGUGUGCAACAUUUUGACAAUGUGUUCACUUGUAUUUGUAUGAAAGCUAAAAAAAAAAAUAUUCUGUAUUUCAAAAUCAUGCUUCUAAAUAAUUAUUUAUAUUCCUGAAAUCAUCAGGUGACCCAUACUGAAAAUAUACUCACACUACAAUAAUUGCACAACACAAUAUUUCUGUGUCUCUAAAAGCACUUUCCUAUGUUCAGGUAAUUAACAUUAUAAUCAAUACGUUUGAAUAAAUGUAAUUGUUCACUUAGUGAAUGUACCCUUUUAAAAACAAAAACUCUUUUGCAUAUUGCUUCAGGAUGUUUUUGUAUUUGUUUUGCCUUAAAUUUAGCUAUUUUGUGCAGGGAUAUUCUCAAUAUGAUUACCAAAUUAGAUAUUGUUUGUACAUUGCCAUCAUGCACUUCCCAUCAGUUAGAACCAUUCACAGAGUAGAGGUGCAGCCCUCCAACAUGGUAGCCAGUAUUUUUGUAUUAGUGCUUAAAUCGGUCUCUUCAUUAUAUAUUCACCUGGCUAAAUGUCUGUGUGUAUUGCUGUGGUACUGUAAUGUUAACUGUAAAAGUAUUUGUAACACAAAGGCUAAUGUUCAAAGUAUCUGUGAGCAUAACAAUGGAGCUAAAUUGUUUCAUAUCAUAUAUGUACACACGUCAGCUACUGUACAUAUGAUCAGAAAUGUACACACGUCAGCUACGGUAUAUGUGAUCAGAUAUGUACACAUGUCAGCUACUGUACAUGUGAUCAGAUAUGUACACACGUCAGCUACUGUACACGUGAUCAGAUAUGUACACAUGUCAGCUACUGUACAUGUGAUCAGAUAUGUACACACGUCAGCUACUGUACACGUGAUCAGAUAUGUACACAUGCCAGCUACUGUACACGUGAUCAGAUAUGUACACACAUCAGCUACUGUACAUGUGAUCAGAUAUGUACACACGUCAGCUACUGUACAGGUGAUCAGAUAUGUACACACGUCAGCUACUGUACAUAUGAUCAGAUAUGUACACACGUCAGCUACGGUAUAUGUGAUCAGAUAUGUACACAUGUCAGCUACUGUACAUGUGAUCAGAUAUGUACACACAUCAGCUACUGUACAUAUGAUCAGAAAUGUACACACGUCAGCUACGGUAUAUGUGAUCAGAUAUGUACACACGCCAGCUACUGUACACGUGAUCAGAUAUGUACACACAUCAGCUACUGUACAUGUGAUCAGAUAUGUACACACGUCAGCUACUGUACAUGUGAUCAGAUAUGUACACACGUCAGUUACUGUACAUGUGAUCAGAUAUGUACAUGUGAUCAGAUAUGUACACACAUCAGCUACUGUACCUGUGAUCAUAUAUGAACACACGUCAGCUACUGUACAUGUGAUCAGAUAUGUACACACGUCAGCUACUGUACAUGUGAUCAGAUAUGUACACAUGUCAGCUACUGUACAUGUGAUUAGAUAUGUACACACGUCAGCUACUGUACCUGUGAUCAUAUAUGUACACGUCAGCUGCUGUACAUGUGAUCAGAUAUGUACACACGUCAGCUACUGUACAUCUGAUCAGAUAUGUACACACAUCAGCUACUGUACAUGUGAUCAGAUAUGUACACACAUCAGCUACUGUACAUGUGAUCAGAUAUGUACACACGUCAACUACUGUACAUGUGAUCAGAUAUAUACACACAUCAGCUACUGUACAUCUGAUCAGAUAUGUACACACGUCAGCUACUGUACAUGUGAUCAGAUGUACACACAUCAGCUACUGUACAUGUGAUCAGAUAUGUACACACGUCAGCUACUGUACAUGUGAUCAGAUAUGUACACACAUCAGCUACUGUACAUGUGAUCAGAUAUGUACACACGUCAGCUACUGUACAUGUGAUCAGAUAUGUACACACGUCAGCUACUGUACAUGUGAUCAGAUAUGUACACACGUCAGCUACUGUACAUGUGAUCAGAUAUGUACACACGUCAGCUACGAUAUAUGUGAUCAGAUAUGUACACACGUCAGCUACUGUACAUGUGAUCAGAUAUGUACACAUGUCAGCUACUGUACAUGUGAUCAGAUAUGUACACACGUCAGCUACUGUACAUGUGAUCAGAUAUGUACACACAUCAGCUACUGUACAUGUGAUCAGAUAUGUACACACGUCAGCUACGGUAUAUGUGAUCAGAUAUGUACACACGUCAGCUACUGUACAUGUGAUCAGAUAUGUACACAUGUCAGCUACUGUACAUGUGAUCAGAUAUGUACACACGCCAGCUACUGUACAUGUGAUCAGAUAUGUACACACGCCAGCUAUGUGAUCAGAUAUGUACACACGUCAGCUACUGUACAUGUGAUCAGAUAUGUACACACGCCAGCUACUGUACAUGUGAUCAGAUAUGUACACACGUCAGCUACUGUACAUGUGAUCAGAUAUGUACACACGCCAGCUACUGUACAUGUGAUCAGAUAUGUACACACGUCAGCUACUGUACAUGUGAUCAGAUAUGUACACAUGUCAGCUACGGUAUAUGUGAUCAGAUAUGUACACACGUCAACUACUGUACAUUUGAUUUGUCGCAUGACAAUAAAAAUAAAUAAACCGUCAAACAUAUAUGAGCAAAGGAGAAAAAUACAAAUAUUUUUUAUAUGUAUUCUUGAACUGUUUAUUGUUGUUAUUACUUUGCUGUGUAUUAAACAAUCCGUAUAUUUUGGAUUCAGCAUUGUGU